UUAUGUUACUGCCACCAUUGUUGUUGGUUGUAGUAUUUCAUGAUUAUUACUAGCAGGCUGCUUGCUUUGCCAGAGCGUUAUUUCGCUGGAAUCUGUUUGCGACGUAUGGUUCGGAUAGACAGACGGUGAUAGUAAGAUUUCGAUGAAAAACACUUUGUAACACAGCUUGUGAAACUAAACAGCUCUCUUCCUCGUACACGCUUUUUAUUUUAUCUUUACUUCUUAAUUUUUUCACGUCUUCCUUUCAAUUUAAUUUUUUUCCACCUUAAGAUACACAAUUAAGUUGGAUGAUCUGCAAUAUACCAUUUGAAAUACGGGCUUGAAUUUGAUAACAAAAUUACCAUAAAAUUUACUUUCCAAGGUAAAUACAAUAAUACUAAUUGUUUUUCUUAUUAUUCAUAUGUUAGAGUUCACUAGUUAGUGAUAAUUUAACGAAAUUGUUGCAAAUAUUUACAUUAUUUGAAUAGUGACUAGGCUAUAUAUAGAAGAGGGGAAACUAUAACAUAUUACAACGGAGAGCGCGACAUAAAUUCGUUGAGAAGAUUGGUUAAAAGUUGACAUUGUGAAAAAAAAAAAGUAACCUUUACUGUUAUACUUCAUAUCUUAUGUAUGAUUGUGCUUUAGAUAAUUUUGUAUAGUAUUCCAUACGACAUCACAAGUUUCUCACGAAAGAAAAAACAAAUGAAGCAACUAAUGCAGUAAGAAAAACUUGAAACUUUUCAUAGUCCCGUAAAUGAGAUGUAAAUCUGGUUUCUUAUGGAUUAUUUAAACCACAGUAUAUAAUAACGGGUUUUUAGAUAACGGAUUGUUAAAAGCUGACUGUUUCGUUCCGUUCAACAGUAGAAACGCCCGCGUAAAUUACAUGAACACCACAAAAUAAUAAAAUAAAAAAGAAGAGAAGAAAUACCGCCUGAUUCUAUUUUCAUGCAAUAUUGUAUAAAGUUGGGACAUUUGAAGUUCUUAUAAGAAUAAUCUUACGUUAACUUUGUCAAAUUUACGUGUGUAAAAUAUAUGUAUAUUUAUAAUAUCGAGAAAUAACGCAGAGGAAAUCACUUAAAGAGCGAAAAAAAAAAAAGUAACAAUAGGUGAAACAACAGAAAAGAAAAAAAUAAGCAACAAAUACAAUAUAGGUAGCGAAACCUUAGGCCGAAAAGUGGAGCUUGGAUGGAUAAGUACGUGUUUCGGCCGAGACAUGGGGUCUACCCCAAGUUCGCCGAGUUCAAGCGAAGAACAAGAGGGAGAUAAAUUUUGGGUACCACCAAAUGUGGCACAAAGGAAAAGGGCCCAGAGUUUGGUUCCCUUUACCCUACACAGAAGUAGCAUUGACGACGGAAGCUCAGGUACACCAACACCGACAUCAGCGGCUGCUGUACGUGACUUAGCCUUUUAUUUUCCGCCUAGUAAAUCCGACUCGGAAACUGGAGCUGAACGUGCUAGUCCAGCAGCGAAAGUGCCUGAUAUGAGCCCUUGUGUUUCCAAACUCCGGCAAAGAAGGGCUUCCAUGCACGAUGCUAUUGAUUAUACGAAGAUUGACACUAAACUCUACGACAAAAUCCUGGUUCGGAACAAAUCAGUACCAAGCAUUCAGGAGGAAGGCCGUGGAACGCUUAAUUUUAGCAUUCAUUAUAACAAAGACAAGUCUUUGUUGACUGUUAAGAUUAUCCAGGCACGGGAUUUGGUUCCUUGUGAAAAUAAUGGUACAGUUGACCCUUUCUGUAAAGUAUCCAUCUUGCCGAAACGCUGGAAUCAGUUAAACGGUAAAGUGUUGAAAAGUACAUUAAAUCCCAAAUUCGAGGAAGAAUUUGUGUUUGAAAUGCCGGCCGGAGACCUGAGGACGUCUACUUUGGAAAUACUUUUAGUUCAUCAUGACAAAUUUUCACGGGGAAACAGUAUUGGCAAAGUACAGAUGGCGUUGUGCGAUGUUGAUUUAUCGGAUAAAGUGAUCAUUUGGAAAAAUAUCAUGAAAAUAACCUCAGAAGAUAAAGAUCGGGAUAGAGAUAUCGGAGAUCUAAUGUUCUCCUUGAGCUACCUUUCUAGCGCCGAAAGAUUAACCGUGGUUGUUGUGAAAUCAAGAAACCUGGAACACACAGAAAGGGGUAAAAUCACUCUCGAUCCCUACGUAAAGGUAACCCUUAUAUAUGCAGGAAAGAAAAUUAAGAGGAAGAAGACAACUACAAAACGAAAUACGCAUAAUCCUGACUGGAACGAGGCAUUGGUGUUCAAUUUAAGUCGAGAAUACAUUAAAGAGAUCACAAUUGAGCUAGUCAUUUACCAUGACAACAAGAUCGGAAAUGAUGAAAUACUUGGCAAAGUAUUACUUAACCCUCAUUCUACUGGCGAAGAGAAGAUACACUUAGGUGAUAUGAUUGUAGGCAAAAGCACUGGUCCCCGCUGGCAUAAACUCACAAUGUAAACUUCAUUAUUUCUCUAGUUGAGAGCAAUGUUCUUGUAUCAAUGAAUAGAGAUGCUGUUAUUGAAUCAUUGAAAUUUUAAAAAAUUAUGAUUCAAGAAAAAAAGCAAGUGAUUUCAUUUGUUUUCAGAAAUGAAAUUAACAAAAGAAAUGCUAUGAGAAGGAACUCUGGGAGAAUGUUUGAUUUGUAAUUGAAGAACAUUAUUAUUCUCAUAACCAAGUAAGCUGAAAACGAAUUAUCUUGAAAUAUAUUUGAAAUCGAACGAUAAAAAACCCUACAGAUUCAGAAAAAUUUAUAUUUCCAAUUAUUUUAAUAUUUGUUUUAUCCCAAUACAUGAGAAUGAAAAACAAACGAAAAAAAAAUUGAAAAUAAAUCUAAAAGCCAAUCAGGAGAAAAUGUUCUUUGAUAAAUAAGUGAAUUAUAUGGAAUAAUAUUGGUCUUUGUAAUACUUGUUUCCCUGUAGUUAUUUCUAGCAUUGAGUAAGAGAAACAGUUUGAAAUAUUGUCAACACGCAAAAAAAAAAAACAUCUUAGAAAACAGAAUGAAUGCUUUUCGCUCAUAUAUUUCUUGUAUAUUUGAAAAACAUUUCUUUUAUCUUCCAACUAAUAUACAUGCAUCAACAUUUAGUCAACACAAUCAUAAUGUAAUUGUGUUUUGCUGAUAUCAUUCAUCGUCCUUUCAGUAGUUAUUACAUCGACUGAAGUAUACAGGUGUAAGAGAAUGGAAUUAGACGAAUGGAAUUGAUAUUCUAAUUCAUAUAUAAUCGCAUUAAUGUUUAUAUUAUAUGCAUAUAUAUAUAAAUAUAUAUAUAUAUAUAUAUAUAUAUAUAUAUAGGUAAGCAUGUAUUUACAUAUAUAUAUGUGCAUAUAAUUUAAUAUCUAUGUGUAUUUUUGCGUGCGUAUCUGUGCGCCCCGUGUGUGUCUUCACGAUCUCGAACUGUAUGAUCUCGUUUCAGCACCUCAGUUUCUCCUGUAAACUGCAAUAUAAAUAUGCAUAUAUAUAUAUAAUGUAUGUAUGUACGCAUGUAUUAUGAAAAACGUUAUCUGAAUUAGAUAUCGAGCAGGAUUAAUUCAAUAAAAAGUGAAACUCUAAUGAUGAAAUGAUACAAUUUUGUAUUUUUGUAGAACGAGAUAUUGUUUAGAAUUUCCUUAGAUUAUAAAACAUUAUUCUUUUUAAAUGUUUUAGCAUUUGUUAUUUACUAUUCUCUUCAUCACAUAAAUUGCAUAUUCAUUAGGACGAAGUUUCAUAUAUCCAUUUAUCUGUUGUAUAAUGUAUCCAUUUUGGUGAGUUCAGUAUAUAAUUGAAGAAAAGAUGCAUAAACAAAUUAAACGUAUAUUCCUUUUAAUCUUAGUCUAUGAAAUGAGAAAAAUAUAUUUCGAACUCAAUAUGGUUAUAUUCAAGUCAUUUAUAAAGACAUGCAAAUAAAAUAAUUUUGCAUACAUAAUUAUAAUUCAUCAACCCCUUUGAAAAUAAAAACAUCAAAGUAAAUGACAGUUAUAUAAUUUUUUUUCGAAAUUAACUACAGUUUUCUGAUUCUAUAAAAUCAAUUUCUUUAUCAACAAAGUUUCUAAUUCUUCAAAAUCUUAUCGAAUAUCUAUCCGCGAAAAGAUAUCAGAUAUUGUGCGAACGUAUUUAUACAAAAUUAAAACAACAUCCUACUGUAAAUUCUUCUGCAAAAAUGUAAAGUUACAUAUUGAUUUUCUUUCAAGUUGAAUAAUGGAUUUGAAAUGAUAAUAAUAAUAAUUAAAAAAAUAAUAAUGAUGAUGAUGAUGAUGAUGAUGAUGAUGAUGAUGAUGAUGAUGAUGAUGAUGAUGAUGAUAAUGAUAAUAAUAAUAACAACAACAAUAAUAAUAAUAAUAAUUUCUAACGUAGGCAUGAUGCCAUUUUUUGUUGUUAAAUGAUAUUUGAAUUAAUUGCAAUAUAUGACUGGUAUUAUAUUUCAUCGACCUCAGGGGAUAGAACGCAAAGUUGCUAUGGACGGGAUAUGAACGCGAAAAGUAAAGAACUAGAACAAAUACUGCAAGGUUCUUUGUCGAUGCCCGAGUGAUUGUGCAAAUCCACCUAGGUAAGAGUAAUGAUGAUUUUUAUAUAGUCAGGAGGCGAGAAAGUUUGCAGAAAAGGAACAGUCUAUCAUAUCGACCGCAGCACUACAUUUGUGCUUAUUUUGUCGAUUCCAGAUGGGAAAAAGAUAGGAUGGUAAUGAUGAUGGUAUCUUUGGUUACGUAAUGUAAAUAAACAGGAAUUUCAUAUUGGGACACAUCUUUAAAUGAGCGCGAAUAUGAGUUUGGAAUCUUGAAUGGAAAGCUAUUAAGAGAAUCUAUGUAUAUUAUAAUGCUACAAAAGAAAAGAUAUUGAUGAUCUGCCGUUCACAUUUCAGAAAAUUUGUGGAAAAAGUGCUUAUGUAUUGAGACUGCUGCUACAGAUAAUUAUAAGGAUAAUGGGGAGAAAGAAUUUGUUUGAUAGAUAAGUUAAUUUUAGUAGUCAAUUUGAAUUGUUUAAAAUUUUGCUACUUUUUCUCUCUAGUCUUCAACAUAGUUACUAUCGAAUUAUUAUCAUCAACAUUUAACACCAUAAUUCAUUCAACUUCAUAAUUGUAUUAGUGUUGUAUGUUGAGAAGGUCAUUAUACCAAUAAGAAACACAUACUCUCGUUCCAUUUCACUUCUUUUAUUAUUAGUCUACUAAUAAGCUAUGUAACCAAUUAACUAAUUGAUCGCUUAAUCGUUUGAUCAAUCAGAUAAUCAGCUUGGUUCACCAGCACCAUUUCGUCGCCAUUAGUGACUCAGCAAUACCUUCUCUGCUCGAGAUCUACUCACAACAGGAGUAGAUACGGCUUGCCAUUAAUGUAGUCACGAAUGAUAAAAUAAUAAUGAAAGUAGCGAAACAGAACUAGUACUUGUGAUUAUUAUGAACUUUCAAAGACACAACAUCUGUUUCAACACACGAUUUCAUUUCAAUGAUUGAAGCCGAGUACAAAAGCCAAAUGUCAUUAUUGCAAUUUAUCUUUAAGACAAAUUAGUUUUAAAGCUAUUUCUCAUAAAGGAGAUAGAUCAAAAUUUGAUUUCUUAGCAUUUAUUUGAAAAUUAAUAUUUUCUUUAGUUUCAACACAUAUAUUAAAGAACUAUGUGUUGAAACUAUUCAAAGUUCACCUUCUUCCUAGAAUGUUUUAACCUGCUUUACGGAACCUUGACCUGCUAGUUUCUGGAUUUAUUUCUAUCUAUAUCCACUUGUAAGAUGCAAAUGUAUUUGCACUAAGAAAUGCAUAUUAGUCAAACUGUAUUAAUGUUUUAAUGCAGUUUAAAGCCAGUGAGGUUAUUCGAUUUUAUUUUUUAAAUUUAAUUAAUGAAUGCCAUAGUCAUCCAGUAUUGCUCUGUCAAUACUGGCAUCACAUUUCCUCUCCUCGCUUAAAUAGGUUUUAGUCACAAGAGCUUCCUCCAAGAUAUCUAGCAUUUUGCCUAACACACCGAACACAAUACCAUGGAAGUUUUCAGUUAUCGUUUUAUUACUAUGUUCAAAUCCCGUCAAGGAAUCGGUUCAAAGUCUGCUUUUUAUAUCGCCAUAGUCGGUCAUAAACAUAUCAGUCAAACACUGGGAUGGGAUUGAGUAUUUUGUCAAUGUAUGAAAAUGUUAUUAUCAAUAUCAUGAUUAUUAAUCAUUGUCAAACUUACUGCUGCUGCUACUACUACUACUACUACUACUAUUAAUACUAAUACUACUUAUGACUACCAUUUUUGAGAUUCCUGGGCUGAAUUUACGUUCAAAUGUAUGGCACCGUUAUUAUACGGUAUUUAAAGUCAAAAGUUGAGAAAAGAAAACAUGGCAUUUUUUCUAUUUAUACUUGCAUUCACUUCCUAUUCAGUAGAGCUCUUUAAUUAUUCUAUAUUCCAAAUAAAAGUCUUGUUCUGAGAUGCAUAAAAAUUGUAAGCGUGCAUGCUUUGGUGUACAUAUGUAUUUCUCUGUGUGCUUGUGUGUGUGUGUAUAAUUUUACUUGUACAUAUGUAUUUAUACAACAAAAUAUAUUUAAAACGGUUUGUGCAGACACAUAGAUAUGUGUCUGUGUGUACGUGCGUAGUGUGUGUAUGUGAUGUGUAUAUGUUUAUACAAAUAUAGUGACCUAAAAAUAAAUGUAUACAUAUAUAAUUAUGUAUAGAAAUUUAUAAAGGUGUUUACAUACUUAUACAAGCCUACAAAAACUCAGUUAUAAUUUUUGAGCGAUAUAACUAAAUUAAUAUUUCUUAGCAAAUACUAAAAUCAAUUUUGAAACGGAAAAAGCAAUCGAUGGUUUUCAUCGUAAAGUUUUAUUCAAUUCGUAAUUUUUUUGUUUUUGCUUUUCUUUGUUUUUUUUUUCUGACUCAUCGACGAUACACUGGUUUUGGUGUGGAAUAUUAACGACAAAAAGUAUGUGUUUUUAGCGCAGCCGUGAACCUGUUAAUUCAUCUCAUUAUCCUUUGCUUAAGUAAAAUUGUCUAUAACUACAAUGCCAAAUAUUCAGCAGCAAUAUUCAUUAAUAAAUUUAAAAUAUCGUUAGACAAAAAAUAAGUUGUUUUUUUCUUGUAUGUAUUACUACUUAGAAAGAUAUAACCAACACAUAAAUAUACAAAACACAAAUAUUGCUAGCCGAUAGCUGUUCUUAAAAGGGAAACAGUUUAUAACGUUGUAAAAUAUAUUUUUGCAGCUCAGAGGUGUGAAAUGAAGGAAUAACUGAGGUAAAACAAAAAUCAUGCAUAUAUAAAAGUGUAUGGGUAUUUGUAUGCAUAUGAGAAUAUUUAUACACAUACAAACACACGUGUAUAUAUAUAUAUAUAUAACCUAAGUUAUUGAUUUUUCUUUCUUAUUCUAUCUUUGUCUGUAACUGCCGUGUCGGUGGUAAUAUUUGCAAACACACUACUAACACAUACAGGCAUACACACACGAGGAUCACCUCAUUUCCUUAAAGAGAAACAUACGUUUAAAACUAAAUUUUGAUAUGUUUGCCAGUAUUGAAUAAGAGUGAAAACUACUUCACUUUGACAGUAAUUGGGUAACUGUAAAAAGAUAAUCAAAUAGUCAAAUGUACAAUGACUUUUGAAGAAGAAACCACGAACAAAUAUGAAGCCAAACCUAACGUGUGAAUUAAAGUGUAUAUUGUUAUAGUGUACAUAUAUAUGAAAUUAUUCUUCACAUGUAUUUAGUGAUAAUAAUAGUGUAAUUUUUAUCCUUGUAGAUACACUAUUAAUUAAUAACUUGUGAUACGGAGUUUAUUGUAUUAUAAUUUCAUAAUUAUGUAUAUAAUGACAAUUUAAUAUACAAUUACAUAAACUGAAGAAUAUACGCAUUUAGCUUUGUGUGUGUGUGUGUGUGUGUGUGUGUGUGUGUGUGUGUGUGUGUGUGUGUGUGUGUGUGUGUGUGUGUGUGUGUGUGUGUGUGUGUGCAUGUGUGUGUGUGUGUGCAUAUGCACACGUAUUUGUAUGUCUAUAUAUCUGUAUGUCUUUAUGUGCAUAAUUGUAGUAUGUUUCCUUUAAAAAAAGAAAUUAGGAAAGAAACACAAUAUGUGGCGAAGUACAAAGUUUAUAGAUAUAGAUUGAGUGUAUUCAAGUUAGCGGCAGAAAAACAAGACGAGAGACAGAAUGAAAGCUUGUACGACUGAAACACUUAUGUGCUUUCUACGUAAUGAUAAUCUUAAUAGUUUUUAUAAAAUAAAAUACUGGUUGGGAAACAAUCACUUUAACUAUUUCUUAGAAGUGUUAGUUUGCAUUUUCUCAAUACAUUUCUUAGCUUGUAUUUCUCAAGUAUUAUGUUUAAAAACUAAAACUAAAUGUUUCACUUUUCUUAUCAACGUUGUUUGACCGAUUUACUAUGAACGAAAACAAUAACCAAAAUGAAUUCAUUCUUGUUUAGAAUUAAUUUUAAUGUUUGUUAUUUGGUCAUUUCAUUCUUAGUUCUACUUUGUUAAUAUAUCCUGACUAAUUGAUUAUAUUUAAAUAAAACAUUUUUAUCCUUUAA
Octopus bimaculoides (California two-spot octopus) is the source of this 8391-nucleotide messenger RNA. Its product is annotated as synaptotagmin-1. NCBI's taxonomy places the organism in Eukaryota, Metazoa, Mollusca, Cephalopoda, Octopoda, Octopodidae. Gene Ontology annotation, cellular component: exocytic vesicle; plasma membrane. The record is from RefSeq and is a predicted model, not a curated record. Gene Ontology annotation, molecular function: calcium ion binding; SNARE binding; clathrin binding. Gene Ontology annotation, biological process: calcium-ion regulated exocytosis.